AUGUUGUGGACAACUGAAAAACUACGCCGAUCGUUUUUAGAUUAUUUUACCUCGAAGUCACACAAAGUUGUAAGCUCAAGCUCUGUAAUUCCUUAUGAAGAUGACACCUUGCUCUUUACAAACAGUGGGAUGGUCCAGUUUAAGAAAAACUUACUUGGAGAGAGAAACGACCUGCGCCGAGCCUGUAGUGUGCAAAGAUGCAUCAGGGCAGGAGGGAAGCACAAUGAUCUAGAUGAUGUGGGGAAGGAUACAUAUCAUCAUACAUACUUUGAAAUGAUGGGGAACUGGUCAUUUGGAGAUUAUUUUAAGGAAGAAGCAAUAGGAUUUGCCUGGGAGUUUUUAGUUGGGAUACUUAAAUUAAGCAAGGAUAAAUUAUAUGUCACGUAUUAUGACGAGCUAGAUAAGGAGAGCCGAAGAAUAUGGCUCAAGUAUCUUCCCUCUAACAGGAUCAUUCCAGCUUCAUACAAAGACAAUUUCUGGGAGAUGGGGGAUACGGGUCCAUGCGGGCCCUGUACAGAGAUACACUAUGAUAGGAUCGGGAAUAGGGAUGCCUCCGAAUUAGUGAACAAAGACGACCCCAAUGUCAUUGAAAUUUGGAACAUUGUAUUUAUAGAAUACAAUAGGACUGCCUCAGGGCUUGUCCCUCUUGAAAGAAAGUGUAUAGAUACGGGGAUAGGGCUGGAGAGGCUUUUGAGCAUACUCAUUGAUGUCAAGUCCAAUUACCUGAUAGAUAGCUUUUCCACAAUAAUCAAGGCUAUAGAAGGAUGUUGCACUUCCAAGUAUAAGGAUUCUGAGGAAAGCGAGGAUGUUGCCUUUAGAGUCAUAGCCGACCAUUGCAGAACCAUAGCCGUUUGUAUUCAUGACAAGGUUGAUUUCAGCAAUGAUGGAGUAGGGUACGUACUGAGGAGAAUUCUGCGCAGAGCUGUUAGAUAUGCACACGAGGUUUUGAAAUUGGAGGAAGGGGUUCUUGAAGAGCUGGUGCGGAUUGCAGCGGGUACAAUAGGAAUAGAUCUAGAAUCGGCUGAUUGUGUGAGCAGAGAAGAGGCUUUGUUUAUGAAAACCUUAAAAAAAGGAAUUGAGAGAUUCAAUAAGAUUGUGGAGAAUAAUGACAAAAUAAGUGGAGAGGACUUAUUUUUACUGUAUGAUACAUAUGGAUUUCCUAUUGAUUUGACAGAGUUGAUGGCUAGGGAAAGGAACAUCAAGAUCGAUUAUACAAACUUCGAAAACUUUAGGCAAAAAGCAAUUGAAGUCAGCAAGAAGUCUAAGGGAAUGAAGAUUAGUAUUGAUAUGGACAUGUGUUCCAAGUUUCCACCUACAGACGAUUCUUCUAAGUAUGAAAAGAAUAAUAUAAAUGUUGUACUUCUCUUCGCCAUUGUAGGGAAAGAUAUUGUAACUGAACCAAGUGAAAUACCUGAAAAGACAGAAGUUGGACUUGUGUUUGACAAGACUUGUUUUUAUGCGGAAUGUGGAGGCCAAGUUGGAGACACAGGAAAAAUAACUUUUUAUGAUGGAGAGAAAAUCACUGGAGUCUUCAAUGUUACAGAUACUCAGGCAAUCAAGAGAUUCGUUGUUCACAAAGGAACUCUGGAAGGAAGUGCAUCAUUCCAAGCCUUACAAACAUAUAACUACGAACUAAGAAGAAGAACAAUGAGAAAUCAUACAGGAACACACUUACUGAACUUCUUUCUUCGUACCAUAAUCAAGACUGAGCAACGUGGAAGCCUCGUUGAUCCAGACAAGCUACGAUUUGAUUUCGAGGGAAGAAAGUUAACAAAUGAGGAACUAGAGGAGGUAGAAAAAAAAGUCAAUGAAUUCAUUAAGAGUAAUGCGAGAGUUGAAUCUAUUAUUUUGGAAAAGAGUCAAGCUUUGGAGAAUCCCAACAUCGUUAGGAUGAGGAAUGAAGAAUAUCCUGAGGAGGUGAGGGUCAUAACGAUGAAAAAUGAUGGAUUAGUUAUUGAAGAGAUGUGUGGAGGGACACAUGUAACCAAUGUUUCAGACAUAGGGAGAUUCAGGAUUAUCAAUGAGACAGGGGUGUCAGCUAAUACACGAAGAAUAGUUGCAGUGACGGGGAAGAAAGCCCAAGAGCUCGAUGAAGAAGCAGAGUCUUAUCUGAGUAAGCUUAGUAUCGGAGAGGUUGUCAACGUUGAUAAGGCAAUCCCAUUAUUCUACAAACAGAAGGUCGAAGCACUAAACCAAAAAAACAAAAAGAAGGGGGAGGAACUUAGCCGGGCCCAAUAUGCCAAGAAUAAAAAAGAAAUCACUGGAUUGAUAGCUGAAAGCAAAAAUGUUUCAGGCUCAAAUGCCAGAAAUAUGAUUUACUACUACCACCCAACAGAGUCGUGCACUAGAAAAGACCUCACCAGAUUCAUAGGCCUUCUUUGCGGAGAAGCAGCAAAACAUGAUGUCGAAUGUAUUGUUUAUACGUAUAUUGGGGAAGAAUGCUUGAUAGCUGCAAAUGUAUCAGAUAAUGAAGAUUUGAUAAAAAAAAUCAACUCAAAAUAUCCAAAAGCUCACGUAAGGAUUAGUAAGGACAUGGUUCAAGGAAGCAUCCAUUCGAAAAUAACUUAUGAGGACGCCAGAGACUUGCUUCCUUGA
Molecule: messenger RNA, 2595 nt
Organism: Encephalitozoon romaleae SJ-2008
Lineage: Eukaryota; Fungi; Microsporidia; Unikaryonidae
Product: alanyl-tRNA synthethase
Exons: 1
Coding region: 1-2595 (864 amino acids)
Biological process (GO): tRNA modification; alanyl-tRNA aminoacylation
Cellular component (GO): cytoplasm
Molecular function (GO): ATP binding; amino acid binding; alanine-tRNA ligase activity
Source: RefSeq, a predicted model, not a curated record